This is a messenger RNA of Melampsora larici-populina 98AG31, 1164 nucleotides long. RefSeq lists its product as uncharacterized. The coding region runs from base 1 to 1164 and encodes 387 amino acids. The record is from RefSeq and is a predicted model, not a curated record. The transcript has 9 exons. Lineage: Eukaryota; Fungi; Basidiomycota; Pucciniomycetes; Pucciniales; Melampsoraceae.
AUGCGAGAGGAAAACCAGCUGCUUUCACAGAAACAUGUCUCGGGUCGCUCGAUACCAACCGUAUGCUCGUCCUCCCGCAAAAGCAAGUACACAGGCCAGCCCCGAAGAAGUUCAACAGGUGUCUCGUCCGACAAUGGGUCGACGUCUGCAGAGUCAAGCAGGUCAAGAUCCUCCAGCAGCCCAGCCUUCUCGUGUUACCCCAGCAUCUUCUCAAAAACCAGCUUCUUCCAUGCACUUACCGCCGCUAUACUGACUGUCCGUCAAGACAUGAUGUCAAAUCACGAGAAGAUCUUUAGCAAGAUUGAAGAGAUCAAUGAACGCAUCUCGACUGCCCUUUCCUCCAGUGGAGGUGGCUGGGAUGAAUCAUCCGAACUGAAAGCAAGUUUUUCCGUUGACCAAUGUGUCAAAUCUCUAUCCGUUCAGUGUAUCAUGGAUGGUGAUGUACAAGCGUAUACUGCCACCAGUAACAGAGAAGGUGAUGAGGACAACCUUCCAUUAUGCUUACAUGCUAAGGUGAUGCAUAGUGCUAUUCUAUCCAAUCCUACCGAGUGGAAAAAACGACUUCUUCCAGCCGGUUAUGGAAAAAACCCAAAUCCUAAAGCCACCAAAGCCAUGCAGAAGCUUUUGAGUAAUAUUUUAAAGCAGACCCGAAAGGAAUUUGAAACUAUUCUUCUCAGCGAGAUUCACCUCCCACAACGAGUCAAAUCUUCAGACUGUAGUGGCAACGUCCCAAACAUCAACACCAUAAUUGUCAAACUUCACGAGAAGGAAAAAAGUCAGAUUGGUGGCCGAGUGCAAGUUCGUGAAGAGAUACUCCGAAAUGUGCAACACCUUUGCAAAACCCGAUAUGCUUACCUGAGAAUGCAAGCUGUUCAUUGGGGAGUGAAGAGUUCCGAAUACGGUAGUCAAUCGUAUUGGAGUGUCGUGGAUCAAAAGCUAGAGUCUUUACGUGGUCAGUCAACACGAUAUCGAUAUGUUUUCUUUGUCUUGGUCAUGUACGAUGACUAUGAUCGCUUCAACGGGAAACAUAACUUUGACUACCUCACAAAGAAGAAAAUCGAUUUUUCCUUACCAUCUGAAGAGCGUAUUCAAGAGGAGAUCAACACAAUGGAACUUAAGUUUGGGGAUGAUAUGGGCGAAGAUGAGGUGCUCCACAAAAAUUAG